AUGCCAGCCUUCGCUCAAGACGCCGAGACAGCCAGAUUCUUCCGCUUGGCCCUUGAUCUUGUCGAAGAGGAUGUCAGUCUCGCGCAAGAAGUCAUCAGAGACUUGGCUACAGAGCGCCGGUUGUCUCUGAUCAAAGACGUUCUCGAGGGACUUUCGUUGACAGUAACACCGUCACUGGCGGCCCACCUUUGGGAGUCGCGCAUCUCUUCGUUCUUUCAGAUUAUUCUCCAUCCUGUCAUUGUGGAUUCCGUCGUUCUGGAACUGGAACUGGCCACGAUUUAUCGAUCUCUUCUGGGCGUCGACACAGCUCGCCUCAAGCGACUCUACAACUUUGUAUUUCACAUCGUUGAUCAUUGGACGGAGCUUCCUUUCCAAUCCGCGGAUGCUUCUGCCAUCGAAGCCUUGUCGCUCGGAUGUGGAGUUCUGGCAAAGGUCAUUGACACGAGUUCCGCCAAUAUUGUCAACGCACACUUCGUGUCCAUUGUCGAGAAAAUCCAGCUCCGUCUCGACGUCUUUGGCGACCAAGAAGCGGCCUUCUAUUCCGUGCAAGCCUCGAAAUACCUCGAAUAUGUCCGUCGCCGACUGGGCAUCGGCCAUUCUCUCCCCGACGCCUCAAUCUCCACUCAAUCGGCCCCCGUUGCUGAGUUUGUGCUCAGCCAGGACCUCCCUGGCACUCUGUCCCGGAGAGGAAGACGUCACGACAACGAUCAUGCUCAAAUUGCUGACAUCAAGCUCAUGCCCACUCUCAACGAAAUCAUGUCUUUUCGCGACGAGUACUUGCCGACAAUCAACCCAUCGCAGCAUCAUUUGAAGGGGCUACCCGGCCUACUGGAUCGUCACUUUCGACUUCUUCGCGAAGAUACCUUGCACGAUCUGCGCAACGCCAUUCGAACGCGAGUCGAGUCGACCGACAGAGUCCGCGAAGUCAGAACCAAGAUAGUGGUAUACGACUAUGCCACUGCUGUGGAGGUCACCUUCGAUAAACGCUCUGGUCUCGAGUUCAUCGUCAAGAUUGACCAGCCGAAGGCAGCAAGGGCUUUGGACAAGCUAGAACGUGCGGCGUGGUGGGUUCAGACAAAGAGGCUCACCGAUGGAACACUUGUCUGCAUUGUGGACGACAUGGGCGACAUCUUCUUCUUCCAAGUAUCUAGGUCCACUGUUCGGACGCUCGACGAUUCGAACCAGCGUGAUCAGACAUCAGGAGAGCGAGACGGCCCUCGAUACAGCUUGUCCGAUGACAAACGCCAUGCUUUCGUAUACCUCAAGCUUGUCGAUGCGAGUAUUGCCGAGGUCAGAAGGUCACUUCUCUGGUUCAAGAAUAUGGGAUCGAGACAGCAUCGGCAGCUUUUCGAGUUUCCGUCCAUCCUUCUUCCUGCAUUCGCUCCUCCACUCAAAGCCUUGCAGUCCAUGUCCGAGAAGCUUGAUUUGCCGUUUCGACAUCUCCUUACUCUUCACGGCACGGAUCGGCCGCCAGUGAUCGACCCUCCGCUUUAUUCUAAGCGUCCGGGGUUCUCGUUCGACCUCAGCAGUUUAUCCAAUGACGGAUCGAACCUGUCGUACACGCCCGGCAAUCCCAUCGACCCAGCCGGGCUAAGCAGGCAUACCACAUUGGACUUGACUCAGUCCGAGGCCAUUCUCAACUCCCUCAGUCGAUCAUUUGCCCUCAUUCAAGGUCCACCAGGCACAGGCAAGAGCUACACUGGAGAGGCUCUCAUCAAAGUGCUUCUCGCCAACAAGUCAAAAGCCAAGCUUGGUCCAGUCAUGUGCGUGUGCUAUACCAACCACGCCUUGGAUCAACUUCUGGAGCAUCUCAUCGAUGCGGAUGUCCAGAACAUUGUGCGCAUUGGUUCUCGAUCCAAAUCGGAGAGACUUGAGCCCGUGAAUCUCAGAAAGGUCGCCGAGGGAAUGACCCGCACGAAGACCGAGGGAAAGGCCAUGUACGACUCAAUUGAGGCUCUUGAGUCUGAAAGCUCUUACGUCGGCCAGAGGCUUUCCACCUACAAGUAUCUCAACACGAACGAGAAGAUCCGAGCUCUUCUUUCCGCGCAGUACAAAUCUCUGCAUGAUGAGCUGUUUGGUUCCGAACAACAAGACGAUGGCUGGGAGACCGUCCGGCAUGGACGAAGAAGGGCCAUGGAGACUUGGUUGCGAGGUGGUACGACCAACAACACACCCAGUCGCCCUCUUGAUCAACUCUAUUACACGAGAUUAUCCGACAUGACUCACAAAGAGCGAACCAUUCUGCACCAAGACUGGUUACGUCAGGCCCUAGCACCAGAAUUGGAGAGACUGUCUGCGGCUCACGAAACGUACGAGAAGACACGUGAACGCAACAAUCGUAUCAGGAGCUCUAUCGAUCUUCGGUGUCUACAGCAGGCGAACAUCAUCGGCGUGACAACCACUGGUCUGGCGACCAAUCUUGACCUUCUCCGACGUGUCAACGGCAAGGUUCUUCUGUGUGAAGAAGCGGGCGAGGUCCUCGAAGCGCACCUAUUGACGGCCCUUCUUCCGACCAUAGAGCAUGCCAUCUUGAUUGGGGACCAUCUACAGCUCCGCCCACAGAUUCAAGACUGGAGACUUCAGCGCGCGAAUCCAGCAGGAGUCAAGUACUCGCUCGAUGUAUCUCUUUUCGAACGACUUGUUCAUCCGACCAUUCCCAACACGCCAACUCUUCCUUUCAGUAUUCUGGACACACAACGGCGCAUGCACCCCUCUAUCUCAGAGCUCAUACGCUCCGCGUUGUACCCUUCCUUGGCAGAUUCCGAUACUGUGCAGGACUAUCCGGCUGUCUGUGGCAUUACCAAGCGUCUCUUCUGGCUUCAUCAUGAAAGCCCCGAGUCGGGACGGAAAUCUGACCAGGAUUCCAUCGAAACAUCCUACUCAAAUGACUUCGAGGUCGACAUGGUUGCGGCAUUGGUUUCGCAUCUUUUGAGACAGGGCGUCUACAAGGCGGGAGAAAUCGCUGUCUUGACCCCGUACUUGGGACAGCUGAAUAAGCUACGAUCGAAGCUCGGGUCUACCAUGCAGAUUGUUAUCAACGAUCGGGACAUGGAUGAUCUAGCUGACCUAGAGUCAGCUGACACUCCUUCCCAAGGCAACCCAAAGAAAGAAGCGGCAAAAUCUUCCGCCUUGCAGGGUGUUCGCGCUGCGACGGUGGACAACUUCCAGGGUGAAGAAGCCAACGUAGUUAUCGUGUCCCUUGUUCGGAGCAACAACGAGAAACGAUGCGGCUUCCUCAGCACUUCCAACCGCAUCAACGUUUUGCUAUCUCGUGCGCGGCAUGGAAUGUACAUCAUCGGCAACUCGCACACGUCCAGCCAUGUUCCGAUGUGGGCACAGGCCAUCGACAUCUUGCAAAGGGACAACAACUUCGGCACAGAACUUGAGCUUCAGUGCCCACGACAUUCAGACAAUAGGAUGCAGCAAGAAGUGCCACGAGCCCUGUCCUCCUUGUGCGGAAGAAACGUGUUCUUCGUGCUGUCCGCAUUCCAAAUGCAGUAUGCCGUGUGCAGCGCCCUGCGACUGGGUUCCUUGCACGAAGCGAUGCACCAAGCUCUUGGGAUGCAGCCAUCAGUGUCCGUCGAUGAGAUCAAGAGUACAGUCGUCGAUCUCAUCAUGAUGAGCGACUACGGCUCAAUCGACCUCAACGAGGAGCCCUGCAUCUUCCCAGACUGCGGCCACUUUCUGACCUACUCGACAAUGGACGGACAGAUGAGAUUGCAGGAUUUCUACGAGAUCUCCCCAGAAGGAUUUCCUACUGCCGUCAGGGGUGACUCGCGACCCUUUGACCUGUCAGAGAAAAUCAGUGUCUGUCCUAACUGCCGAGGCCCUCUAAGAAACAUCUCUCGAUACGGAAGGAUAGUUCGUCGCGGCCUUCUCGACGAGUCGACCAAAAAGUUCAUCAGCUGGUCGAACACCGAGUGGCAGAAACUCUCCGAGAUCUUCUUCAACGGUCAGAAAGCGCUACAGGAGCUGGACAAAGAAACAUUCGUGUUCCCGGUCCAGCCACCCGGGACCUAUGAUCUACAAGGUGCGCGUCACGAACAGCUAAAUCACCUUUUCAAGGUCACGGGAGCUAGUCGGCACAAGAACAUGGCGAAGGUCUUGAGGCAGAUCGAGAACUUCCUUGGGAAGGUCAAGCGGGAAGAGCAGCCGUAUCAACGCGUGGCCCAUCUUGUCUGGCAUGUUAACAAGCGACGGCACAAGGAAGCCGGUGGAUUCUCUUUCGACGAGUCUGCUAUCCAGAUGGGCAGUUACCUUCAGGCCAUGGCGCUCCUUCUUCGUUGCGAACUUCUCGUCAUCUCUGACUACCUCAGCCUCUGCCGCAGCCCGACGGACGGAGUUGUCAAGUCUGCCAAGGUUGAUGUGAGGACAUAUCUCAAUGACUGCGAGAAACUCAUCCAGACCGCGCGAACAAGAAACUACGUCCGCCAAGAAGUCGAGGGACAUAUUUUCAUCGGCAUGUUCUGUUCCUUCGUGACGCCUUCCAGCGAGCCGAAGCCCAUUGAGACCGAGAAGCCCGCUACAGAUACUGCGGAAGACAAGCCGACAACUCCGAAUAAGCAGACGCAACACGAGGAGAUGAAAAAGCUCGGAUUGGAGCACCUGGAGAUCGCGAAGGAACUCAUGGGAAAGCACGAGUCGACAGCCGUGCUCAAGGGCGAAUGCGACACCGCCUGGCGGAUGCUCCACGAUGGGGUUUUCUACAGCGAGGUCUCCCAGGACGAGAUGCGAGCCGUCUACCAAGCCAUGUCUCGCGAAUUCUUGGGUACUGGGCACUGGUACACUUGUCGCAACGGCCAUCCUUUCACCAUCGGAGAAUGCGGCAUGGCGAUGCAAGCAGCUCGGUGUCCCGAAUGCGGGGCUCCUGUCGGUGGACAAAAUCAUCAAUCUGCAGAAGGUGUUCGACAUGCGCGUGAAAUUGAACAGCUCGGGACCGGGAUUGCAGGUAUGCGUCUUUAG
This is a messenger RNA of Colletotrichum karsti, 4962 nucleotides long. RefSeq lists its product as uncharacterized. NCBI's taxonomy places the organism in Eukaryota, Fungi, Ascomycota, Sordariomycetes, Glomerellales, Glomerellaceae. The coding region runs from base 1 to 4962 and encodes 1653 amino acids. Gene Ontology annotation, biological process: regulatory ncRNA-mediated heterochromatin formation. The record is from RefSeq and is a predicted model, not a curated record. The transcript has 5 exons. Gene Ontology annotation, cellular component: nuclear RNA-directed RNA polymerase complex. Gene Ontology annotation, molecular function: helicase activity.